Molecule: messenger RNA, 1254 nt
Organism: Myotis brandtii (Brandt's bat)
Lineage: Eukaryota; Metazoa; Chordata; Mammalia; Chiroptera; Vespertilionidae
Gene: KLK10
Product: kallikrein-related peptidase 10
Exons: 6
Coding region: 1-897 (298 amino acids)
Biological process (GO): proteolysis
Molecular function (GO): serine-type endopeptidase activity
Source: RefSeq, a predicted model, not a curated record
AUGAACCCUGCUGGCUUUCCUUACGUGGUCACCCAGGGAAAUCCCCAAGGAAGCCAGGUCCCCAAAAGGGUGUCUUGGGCACUGGGAGAAGCCUGUAUUCCCGGGCCCCUCCCAGAGCAGGAAUCUGGGGCCCAGGUUGGAUGCCAGCCGCGCCCAAGUCUAAUUAGGCAGAGGGAAAGGGAGGGGGCGCGGGCCCGGGGGCAGGGUGGGGAAGUUUCCGGGCUCUCGGAGGUUAAAAGGGAAGGCCUGGCCAGGGGUCCCUGGGCAGAGGAUCCAGCGGCCCGCACGACAAGCAGAAGCGCUUCUGGGUCACCACCUCCUUCUCGUCCCCCCAGGCAGCUGUGGGCCCGCGUUGGGGAUGACCACCUGCUGCUUCUCCAGGGCGAGCAGCUCCGCAGAACCACUCGCUUUAUCGUGCACCCCAAGUACCACCACGGCUCGGGCCCCAUCCUGCCGAGACGCACGGAUGACCAUGACCUCAUGCUGCUGAAGCUGGCCAGGCCGGCCGUGCUCGGGUCACGCAUCCAGACCCUGCGCCUGCCCUACCGCUGCGCCCAGCCUGGAGACCAGUGCCAGGUGGCUGGCUGGGGCACCACGGCCCACCGAAGAGUGAAAUACAACAAGGGCCUGAGCUGCUCCAGGGUCACCAUCCUGAGCCCCAGGGAGUGUGAGGCCUUCUACCCAGGCGUCCUCACCAACAACAUGCUGUGCGCGGGACUGGACCAGGGCCAGGACCCCUGCCAGAGUGACUCCGGCGGCCCCCUGGUCUGCGAUGAGACCCUGCAGGGCGUCCUGUCCUGGGGCGUUUACCCCUGCGGCUCCGCUCAGCACCCGGCCGUCUACACGCAGAUCUGCAGAUACACUUCCUGGAUCGAGAAGACCAUCCGCUCCAACUGACCCCGCGACUCCUUCCCCAUCUCACAUCUUUCCUUGUACAGGACUUUCCCUCCCUCACCCCGUCCAGAGCUCCGCCACCCGUCCUUACCAGCCAGCACCUCUCCUCUCGCCUCCUCCUCCUCCUCCUGCCCCCUGGAGUGCAGGACGCGGGAGCCCGAGAGAGGUCAGGAAGCCAGUCCCUGAGAGAAGCUGUCGGCCACCCAGCCUGGCUUCCUCGGCCGUUCUCUGCUGGGUGACCCUUGGGCAAGCCAGGGACCUCUCUGGGCUUCCGUUUCCACCUGGAAAAUGAAGACAAAGAAGUGCCUACCUCGUAGACGUGUUGUGAGGAAACCAUGAUAAAGCGUGUGUAUGUGUGUA